Messenger RNA from Caenorhabditis angaria, 1650 nucleotides. Lineage: Eukaryota; Metazoa; Nematoda; Chromadorea; Rhabditida; Rhabditidae. The record is from the annotation of a GenBank genome assembly.
AUGGGAAAUUUUUCUGAGGUUUUUGAAUCGGAUAUCGAAGAACAUCAAGAAAAAUGUUCAGUUUGUCAAAGGCCAUCCAGAGGAAAACACUAUAAUGUAAGUUAUACGUUAUGUUUAUUAUUUUGAUCGAGAAUUUUCUAGGUUUCCUGUUGUCAUGGUUGCAAGUCAUUUUUUCGGCGAGCCAUCACGGAAAAAUUAAAAUUCCCGAAAUGUCAAAAAGAAGAAACUUGUUCAUCAGACGCAACAAAAUCAAAUGAAAUCAUUAAAUGUCGAUUUUGUAGAUAUCAAAAAUGUUUUAAUGUUGGGAUGAUUCCCCAAUUCUCAACAAAACGUAAAAAGUCUGCUGAACAACUAGAUGAAAAACCUAUGCAUAUUGUUCAACUAGAGGUAGAUUUUUUCAACAAAAUGUUUUUUCUAGAAAUUAAUGUUAUUUUAAGAAUAAAAAUCCGUACUCAAUCAUGGCAACGUUAAAAAGAGAUUUAGCCUAUGUUGAUGAAAAAAUGGGAAAGUUGUAUGUGUCAACUUAUCACCCGGUAAUUCUUCCGGAUUUGAAAACACUUAUUGAGGAAACUUCGAAAUUUCACUUGGCUGAUAGAUUAGAUGUGAGUUAUUUUAAUGAAAUAAUAAUAAUAACAAGGAUCUCAACAAAAGUGUUUUUUAUUUGUAAUAAAAAUCUCCUAAAUAAUGAAUUUUUAAAAUUAUGUACUGUGCUACAACAAUCAGUUUUUUAUUUUUGCAAAUAAUCCCAGAAAAAAAGCAAUGUUAUUUUACUUCAGAAAAUGCCAGGUUGGCCUCUUGAACAAGAUGAAUACCUCCAAAAACAUCGCGCACUCAUGAUUCUCAAAAUGAAAAUGGAAAGCGGAGCUGAGCCAUUUCCAUCCAGCUCAACAGAAUUCACCGACAUCAAUGUGUAAGUAAAGUUUACAUAUAUAUUUUUUAAUUUUUCUACGUAUAUUUUAAAAAUUUCAGAAAAGAUUGGUUUCCAUUUGAUUUAAUGAUGACCAUUGAGCAUGCGAAAACUUUUCAAUUUUUCAACGAUUUGGAUAUUGCUGAUAGAAUGAUAUUGAUUCGUGAAACAUCUGUAAUGGUAGUUAUGAUAACAGUCACGUAUUUUUCAUACAAAGCAAAAAAAGAAUAUGUAUUGAAACCUGAUGGAGCAGCAAUUGUUGGCUCAUCGAAACAUCAUGUAAUUAAUUCAAUAUUAGCAUCUAGCAUGUGAGUUUCGAAUAUUUUCAAAUCAACAAUUCACCUUCUUCUUAUAGUCAGCAAAAUGAAAUGGAAAGAAAAUGGCAACAUGGUCGAAGACUAAUGUCAUUUCUUCUGCGAGAUAAACCAACUUACGAGGAAUUUCUAUUUUUGAGAAUGAUUAUUUUUUGUAACCCAGCUUCCGGAUUGUCAGAAAAGGCUGCAAAUAUUAUACAAAAGGAGCGUGAUAAAAUGGGAAAAUCGCUGUUCAAUUAUUGUUUGAUGGAAUAUGGAAAACAUGGAACAAUACGUUUUACGAAUUUAUUGAACUAUGUUAAUAUAUUUUUGGAUCAUCAACACGACUUUCGCAAUUUUGUAUUUCUGAGUCAACUAUUUAUGCCAGUCAAAAUGCCGCAAACAAGAACACGUCUAGUCAACCAAAUAUUGUGUAUUGAUCUCGAAUAA